UUAAUACAAUAUUCUUCUUACAAAAAUAAUUUUAAAACCUUUCGGAAAAUGGGCUAAUGACGUAGCCAUAGCCAUAGCCACCCAACCUAACCUACAAAACCUCUGAUUAUUUUUUGGGUUUUUAUUGUGUGAAAAUGAGUAAAGUGCACCUUUUACCAAGGUUUGGCCAAAUUAAGAGCAACUUCUUAAAAGUGCAUGGAAGAGUUUUGCACGUAGCACAGUUGAGUAGCAGUUCAGACGAUGAAAAGAAAGUCCAGAAAAAGGAUGAGGACACAAAGAAAAGUAACGAAGCCCUCAAAAAGUUAAAUAACUUGUUAAAGACAAUGAUUGAGGACGAUGUGCAGACUAGUGAUAAGAAACUUAAUUUGGCGAAGCCUCCCAAUAGGAGACAGGGCCAGCAAGAGAAGAAAAAACCGGUGGAAACUCCUGAGACACAAAUGACCAGAGUUGUAAAGGACGUAGCAGAGACGUUGGGAGGAGAUGUGAAGCAAACCGAGACAGAAUUAUUGAUGAAGCUUUUAAAGACGUCUGAAGAGGGCAAAGCGUCUAAUCUAGUUGAUUUGGUUAAAGGAAUGAAAGUUGAUACUGAGAAAUCACCUAGUGAACAAUCCAAGGCACAACAAGUUAGGAAAAUUUUGCAAGGAAAAACGGGGGAAAAACCGAUGUUUACACGAAGGCCGAGGAGCGCCAGGCCAAUAAGAACAGAACUACCAACCGAGAAAAUUGAUCUCUUCGGAGCCGAAUCUUUGGGGAUUUUCACAGAUAAAGCAAGUUACGUUAGUGAGGGCGUUGAAAACAAAACUUGGAACGAGUUAUACCAGAGGGAUUUAAAGCUGGCUGUUACUCACCCUCCUAGCAAUUAUUUCCAACAGAUGAUCUUGUGGACGGAACAGGGGAAAAUAUGGAAAUUUCCCAUUGAUAACGAACAAGGGCUUGAUGAGGAAAAGAAAGUUUAUUUUACCGAGCACGUGUUUCUUGAGAAGUAUUUAGAGCCUUGGUGUCCUCAAAAGGGGCCCUUGAGGCACUUCAUGGAGUUGGUCUGUGUCGGACUUUCGAAAAAUCCAUACUUGACAGUUGACGCCAAACGGGAACAUAUCAAGUGGUUCAAAAACUAUUUCGAAGAGAAGAAACAAUUAUUGAAAGAAGUUGGGGCACUACAAGACAGAGAGUUAGGUAACAAAAACACUCCUAAACAAAUUGAACACUAAUUUAGUACAAACUAUAGUAAAUACAGUAUUGGAAAAUGAAA
Molecule: messenger RNA, 1249 nt
Organism: Tribolium castaneum (red flour beetle)
Lineage: Eukaryota; Metazoa; Arthropoda; Insecta; Coleoptera; Tenebrionidae
Product: small ribosomal subunit protein mS31
Exons: 7
Coding region: 135-1208 (357 amino acids)
Cellular component (GO): mitochondrial small ribosomal subunit
Molecular function (GO): structural constituent of ribosome
Source: RefSeq, a predicted model, not a curated record